UUUAAAAAUCGUUCAGUUUAUUUAAAAAUAACGUGCAAAGUCUUGAGUUUUCUCAAUAAAAUUUUACUUUUACUUUUUAAAAUGUACCUACCUACCUAACCUUACCUUUAUUUGGAGGAGUUAACCUAAAACUUGUGGCGUUUUGUUAUUAAAAACCAUAUUAAAGUAUAAUUAGAAGGAUUACAGUUUUGAAAAAUGAUUGAAAGUAUAUUUCAACUUUAAUUCUAAAUCUUUACCAGCAGGAUAUUCAUAUAAAGGCAGAUAAGGAUGUAUUUUCACAACUGAAGAUAUAUGUUCGAAAAUGUUUUGCUGCUUGAGAAAUUGCUUCGAUAGUUUUGGCCUCACUGCAGGUCAAAUUUCUAAAGAAGAAAGAAACCUUAUCGCUCUCGAUACAACACAUAUGGGCCAUGAGGUCGUGAUUGUAAAAAAUGGACUAAGAGUUUGCGGUAGAGGUGGAGCUUUAACAAAUGCACCAUUAGUACAAAGCAAAAGUUACUUUGAAGUCAAAGUUCAACAGGGAGGCAUUUGGGCCGUUGGGCUAGCAACAAGAUCUGCAGAUCUUAACACUGCUUGUGGUGGACUAGACACGGAAAGUUGGGCUCUAAACUCGGAUGGAUUUAUCAGGCACAAUCAACAAGAGUUACAUAAAAUUCAAAAUCUUGCUCAGGAAGGCGACAUUAUUGGCGUUGCUUACGAUCAUAUUGAAUUAAACUUUUACCUGAAUGGUAAAACCUUAGAGGCACCAAUUAUGGGAGUAAAGGGCACAAUGUUUCCAGUACUUUAUGUUGAUGAUGGAGCAAUUUUGGAUUUAAUCCUCGACGACUUUAUUCACGCCCCUCCAGUUGGUUUUGACAAAAUAAUGCUGGAACAAUCUUUACUCUAGCAGAUUAUUUUCUAAUACUUAUCUUCCAAACCAACAACUAUUUUUAAAUAUUGAAUAUUUCUGUGAAUUUUUGUGCGAAUUGCGUGUUUCCUGUAAAAUGAAAAAAAAGUUAAUGUAAAGGUGUGUCUGAGUAGUAAUGUUCGUGUAAAGUAAAUUAUAUAUAAUCAAUUACUUUUAAUUAUUAUGAGUUAACUAAUUUUUCGACAUCCAUAAUUGUAAAUAAACAGAGAAGUAUAAAAUUCCUAAAAGAAACGUUAA
Messenger RNA from Leptopilina heterotoma, 1141 nucleotides. RefSeq names its product SPRY domain-containing protein 7. Gene Ontology annotation, molecular function: protein binding. Bases 302 to 883 code for a protein of 193 amino acids. The transcript has 5 exons. NCBI's taxonomy places the organism in Eukaryota, Metazoa, Arthropoda, Insecta, Hymenoptera, Figitidae. The record is from RefSeq and is a predicted model, not a curated record.